Molecule: messenger RNA, 1233 nt
Organism: Myzus persicae (green peach aphid)
Lineage: Eukaryota; Metazoa; Arthropoda; Insecta; Hemiptera; Aphididae
Product: zinc finger MYM-type protein 5-like
Exons: 5
Coding region: 1-1233 (410 amino acids)
Source: RefSeq, a predicted model, not a curated record
AUGGCAUCUAGCAGUUGUGUUAUGAAGUGUCUUUGUGGUAAAAAAAGAAAUGAUAUGAACGAUUUGAAUUGGACAAGACAUGUAGCUUCAUGUGAAGUACAAAAACGAAAAAAAAACAAUACCGAUAUUUCAGCAUUCUUUACUUUACAGAGAAAACGUAAAUUGUCUGAAGAGAUUAAUAGCAACUCUGAAGAUGUAUUAACAACAAAUAAGGAUGAUGAAAUGACCGGUGCUUGUAUUCAAGAUUUUAUUGAAAUACCACAAAAUUCUCUUGACUUGGAUCAUGACUCUGAACCAAGUGGUAAGACAAAUAAAGUGGAAAUAAUAAAUUCUAAAGAGAAAAAUGAGUCAAUAUUAGAAAUUAGUGGACAAACCGAGCAAUUAAAUCCUUCAGGCACAUUUCCUACAGUAUUUCCAAAUGACCCUGGAAAGCUGCCACUGGUAUUAUCAAAUGAGCUACUACAUCACUUUUCAUCAUUAGGCCCUUGUCAACCAAUUGCAUUGGAGUUAUUGAAUUAUGAGUUCCCCAAGAAAAAAUAUCCAAAUGGUGAUGUGCGAUCAUUUCAUGAAAAUUUUUACAACCGUAAAAUUCAAAAUGGACGGAUGUUUGUAAAAAGGUGGUGGCUUUCAUACUCGCCAUCACAAGAUAAGUUUUUUUGCAUAUCGUGUAAGCUUUUUGGCCUUCCAAAAGCAAAAAAUUCAUUCUUAGCCAAAAUAGGGUCAAAUGACUACAAAAAUAUUAAAAGAACAAUUGAUUCUCAUGAAAGUUGGUCAGAGCAUAUUAUCAAUGAAAUAGCUAGAGGUUUGUAUCAGAAGAACAUGCGAAUUGAUACAGGAAUCUUAGAAGCAGCUAAUCGUCAAAUCGCUGAAAACCGAGCAGUUAUGUCAGCUAUAAUUGAAGCAAUACUAUUUAUUGCUAGACAAAAUAUAGCUUUGCGAGGGCAUGAUGAAGGCUAUAAAUCAUCUAAUCGUGGGAAUUUUUUGGAAUUAUUAAAACUGUUAUCUAAUUACCAUGCUCCAUUAAAAUACCAUAUGGAUAAAAUAAAUGAAAAUCAGCAUAACCGUGUAACAUUUUUAUCAAAUGUCACUCAAAACAAUAUCAUGAAUAUUUUGUCAGAAAAAGUUCGUUCAUUUAUAUUAAAAGAAGUAAAACAGGCUAACGAAUUUGCUGUAAUUAUUGACACUACUACUGAUAUAUCAAAUAUUGAGCAGUAUACAUUUAUUUUAAGAUAA